AACUUCCAAGAUGUCCGCCUCGUAGAAAACGUGUGUUGUUACGGUAAUGUCUGUUAACGGAUAAUAAUAAUAAUAAUUUAUUAUUAUUCUAGAGAUUGUAAAGCCUUAGAAAGACUUUCCAGCAAAUCGUGGUAGUUUAGAGAGGUGUCUGAUUAUCUUGGUGAUCGUUUACUCUCUCUCUGAGUAAAGUGAUUAAAUGAGAAUAUCAGGAGUACAGACAGAAUGGCAGGACUGACUUUAUUUGUGAAGAAUUUACCCACAUCAGCGUCGAGUGAGCACCUGGAGGAAAUCUUCUCUGAAGUGGGCCCUGUGAAGCGCUGCUUCGUGGUCAGAAAUAAAGGCUCAGAGACAUGCCGUGGUAUCGGCUACGUCACUUACUCCAUGGAAGAAGAUGCCCAGCGAGCUCUCCGAGAAAUAAAGGACUACGAUGGGCAAAAAAUCUCAGUGGUUCAGGCAAAGAAAAAACUGCACGAAAAGAAGAAGGGAAAGAAGAAAAAAGCUGAACCAACAACAGAGAGUCCUGAGGAACCAUCAGAGGUGAAAAGCCAGAAGAAGCCACAAGGGAUGAGGAAGAACAAGCUGAAGGCCAGGCUUAUUAUCCGAAAUCUCAGUUUCAAAUGUUCCGAAACUGAUCUUAAGGAAGUCUUUUCAAAGUAUGGGACAGUGCUGGAAGUUACGAUCCCUCUAAAACCAGAUGGAAAGAAACGAGGAUUUGCCUUCGUCCAGCUUAAGAACAUGCUGGAAGCAGGAAAAGCCCUCGCCGCAAUCAACCUGAAAGAAAUUAAAGGCCGACCGGUUGCUGUCGACUGGGCCGUAUCUAAAGACAAGUUCAUGGCUAACCAGCCCAGCUCUGCAUCAGGAGGUAAAAAAAAGGAUAACUCGGAAGUGACCGAGGCUGAUGAUGAGGAAGAGGAUGAUGAGCCUGCAGAGAAACAGUCUAAAGCACAGCAAGAGGAGCACUCUCACAGCAACUCUGAGACAGGCUCAGCAUCUGAUGAUGAUGAUGAUGAAGAAGAGGAGGAUCACAGCAAAGACAGUGAGGAUGAAGAUGAUGAAGAGAAUAAUGACUCGGAGUCUCUGGACGCAGACAGUGAUGCAUCAGAUGAUGAGGAUAUGGAUGAGGAUGAAAACGCCAAGAAGAAGAAACCAAACAAUCCUCUCCCUUCAGAUGUGAAUGAGGGAAGAACGCUAUUUAUCAGAAACCUGUCCUUUGACUCGGACAGCGAGGGAAUAGAGGAAAUCCUUCUGCAGUUCGGGGAACUCCAAUAUGUGCGGGUUGUGGUACAUCCUGAAACCGGACACUCGAAAGGCUGUGCAUUUGCUCAGUUCAAAACAAAAGAGGCAGCAGAGAAAUGUCUAACAGCAGCACAGACGGAAUCAGAGGCUGGCGGUGUGAGGGUGGAUGGGAGGAAGCUGAACAUCGUGCUGGCAGUGAGCAGAGAGGACGCUUCCAAACUGAAGAGCAAGAGAGUGAAAACUCACAAAGGCUCCAGGAACCUCUACCUCGCCAGAGAGGGCUUGAUCCGUGCUGGAACCAAAGCAGCAGAAGGCGUUUCUGACUCUGAUAUGGCCAAGAGGGCGAGGUUUGCAGAGCUGAAGAAGGCAAAGCUGAAGGACGUGAACGUGUUUGUGUCUCAAACGCGGCUGUGUGUUCACAACCUUCCCAAAAAUGUGGACCGCAAGCAUCUCUUUAAACUCUGUCUAUCCGCCGCAGGGAGAGGAAAAGGUGUCCGUAUCAAGGAGUGUCGCGUGAUGUAUGACAGGAAGCCGGUGCGCGGCGAGCCGAUGGGUCACUCCUUAGGUUACGGCUUUGUGGAGUUUCAGGAGCACGAACACGCCCUCCAAGCCCUGCGUCACCUUAACAACAACCCCGACAUCUUCACGGCCAACAAGAGACCCAUUGUGGAGUUUUCGCUGGAGGAUGGCAGGAAGUUAAAAUUGAAGGCUAUGAGGGAGCAGAAGAGCAAAAUGACACCUGCCUCUGACUCCAGGGCCGAUAAGAAAAAGACGAACAGCGUUGGCUCUCAGGAAGACAAGAGUAAGCAGCAUCAGCAGAGAUCUCCUAAAAAGGCCUCUGCUGCAGUUCAGCAGUCAGGAGGAGCUCAGAAAGGCAGCGAGAAGAAACGGGGAGCUCUGAGCAGCCAUUACUCAGGCUUCAAAACUACACCGGAAGUGGAGCAUGUCGAGUUGGGCGACGGCAGAAAACGCCAGAAGAUUCUUCCCAUGCCUUCACAUAUCGGUCCAAAGAUCAGGAAACGGGAUAAAGGAAAACAGACUGCCCAGGUGAAGAGACUGAAGACGGUCCCCAGCAGGAAGGAGAGAAAGGGACUCCCGUCGAUGGAGAAACCCAGUCAAAAUAAGAAACAGAAUGCUAAACCAGUGAAGAGGAAGUUCCACAACAGAGAGGACGAUCACUUUGACCGUCUGGUCGAACAGUACAAGAAGAAACUCACAGGCACGUCAAACUCUAAAGACUCACUUGUCAAGAAGAGCAAGUGGUUCAGUUGAGAGUGGAUGUAAAUAUUGCUGUGAGUGAGAACAUACCAGAGAAAGACUGAAUUUUACUUGGAGUCUGUGGUUUGAUACGUUUUAUAUCAAGGAAAAAAAAAGGUUAAUAAUAAUGUAAUGUUUCACGUUCCAACAUUUUUUUUGUUGUUGUUGUUGGGACUGCUUUACUUUUAGGUGUAGCAGAAUUCACCAAUCUACAGGAAAUUAAUAUUUGAGUAAACAUGGGUUUACAUGUUUGUGUUUUUUUUUUUGUUUUUUUUUAAAUAAACAGGUGA
This is a messenger RNA of Neoarius graeffei (lesser salmon catfish), 2783 nucleotides long. It is a transcript of the gene rbm28, whose product is annotated as RNA binding motif protein 28. Gene Ontology annotation, molecular function: RNA binding. The coding region runs from base 223 to 2508 and encodes 761 amino acids. The record is from RefSeq and is a predicted model, not a curated record. The transcript is spliced from 19 exons. Lineage: Eukaryota; Metazoa; Chordata; Actinopteri; Siluriformes; Ariidae.